Molecule: messenger RNA, 951 nt
Organism: Phaeoacremonium minimum UCRPA7
Lineage: Eukaryota; Fungi; Ascomycota; Sordariomycetes; Togniniales; Togniniaceae
Product: putative abc-type nitrate sulfonate bicarbonate transport periplasmic component protein
Exons: 1
Coding region: 1-951 (316 amino acids)
Biological process (GO): thiamine biosynthetic process
Source: RefSeq, a predicted model, not a curated record
AUGAACGGCCACAAGAUUGAGCGUUUCCACGUCUCGGCCACUGGCCACAGCCUCAACUACCUGCCAGAAUACAUCGCACAGCGGCAUGGCUUCUUCGCAGAACAGGGCCUCGAGGUCACCGUCUCGGUCCCUUCGCCUUGGGACCGCGUGCUGAACGAGCUCGCAGACGGAACGGCAGCUGCUGCUCUCGGAGGCGUCUGGGUGCCGUCCAUGUACUAUGGUCGCGUGAAGAACUACACAGCGUUUGCGCAGGUCGCGAACCGUGCCCCUCUUGCACUUGUUGGGCGUCGGAGAGAAGGCGAGGGGUUCAAGCUAGCCGACACAAUUGGACGAACUGUCUUGAUGAAGGGUAGCAACGGUGCCAGCGUCGGGCUGUUCUUCAAGAUGCUGCUCCGGGAGAACGGCAUUGACCCCAAGGCAGUCGAGUUUAUCCAGGAUCUUGAUGGCGCCAUGCUGGGUUCCCUCUUCGCAGGCGGCAUGGGAGACUUCCUGCUAGUCGACAACCUCUCUGCGCGAGCGCUAGUGGCGCGCCACCCGGAACGCCUCGCCAUCGCGAUGGAGACGGUGAGCACAGGAGAGGAGAUCCCUUGGAGCGUAUACUACCGAGAGACAGACACCAUCACGCCCGCCGUGUUAGACGUGCAGGAGCGAUUCUGCAUAGCGCUGGGCAAGGGCAUGGACUGGGUGCUGGCGCACGACGCCGAGACGUUCCGGGAUGAGCUCGCCGAGAUAUUCCCCCGCUUCCCGGUCGACACGGUCGUUGACCUUUGCAACACGUUCCGACGGGAUGGCAUGUGGACGACCCCGGUGGUGUCGAAGAAGGGCUAUGAGAGGUGGCAGCGCGGCAUAGCAGACGGGCACCUAACGAGGAAGCCGCUUUCGUAUGAAGAGCUCAUCGACAACGGUCCGGCAUCAGCAGCACAGGCCCAGAAGACGAGCGGAUCAUCUUGA